Molecule: messenger RNA, 3042 nt
Organism: Alligator mississippiensis (American alligator)
Lineage: Eukaryota; Metazoa; Chordata; Crocodylia; Alligatoridae
Product: putative zinc finger protein 735
Exons: 5
Coding region: 174-1589 (471 amino acids)
Biological process (GO): regulation of DNA-templated transcription
Molecular function (GO): DNA-binding transcription factor activity, RNA polymerase II-specific; RNA polymerase II cis-regulatory region sequence-specific DNA binding
Source: RefSeq, a predicted model, not a curated record
ACCGCCGGCGCCAGGGGAGGGGGCGCCGUGCGCGGGCCCCGGGAGACGGUGUCUGGGUCUUUAAGAGCCGGCCCCGCCUCCGGCAGCCGCUGACUGGCAGGCGGGUAGCCCAAGCGGGAGGCUGCCGGGGCACGGGCGCAGGGUCGCAGUGCCCCCCUGCCACUCCUCCCAGUAUGGAGCCAGGCGGCCCCGGCCGCGCCCCCGCGGGGUCCCACGCAGGCCAGAGUGGGGUCCACAGGGCUGGCAGGGCCAGGACGGAGAAGACGGUUGGGCCCAGAGGAUGGGAAGCCCCCAAAGGGAAAGCAUGGCAUCACUGCCCCAAGUGCCAGAAGUGCUUCAAGCACAGCUCAUCCCUUCGCACCCACCGGCGCCUGCACACAGGGGAGAAGCCCCAUGUCUGCCCGGACUGCGGGCGUCAGUUCCGCCACGGCUCAUCCCUGUCCACACACCGGCGCCUGCACCAGGGGGAGAAGCCCCACACUUGCCCAGACUGCGGCCGCUGCUUCCGGCAGAGCUCCCACCUCAUCUCCCACCGGCGCCGGCACACAGGCGAACGCCCUUACAUCUGCCCUCACUGCGGGCGCUGCUUUGCCGGGCACUCGGCCUUCACCACCCACCAGUGGAUCCACACGGGCCAGAAGGCCCAUGCCUGCCCAGAGUGUGGGCACAAGUUCCGCCACAGCUCCUCGCUGGCCGCCCACCGCUGGCUGCACACGGGCGAGAAGCCCCAUGCCUGCCCAGACUGUGGGCGCUGCUUUCGCCAGGCCUCCCACCUCAUUGCCCACCACCUCCUACACACUGCCCGUGGUCCCUUCCACUGCCCUGGCUGUGCGAAGGCUUUCCAGCAUGGCACCCAGCUUCUGCGGCACUGCCGGAGGGUGCCGGUGAUGUUUGCAGAGGUUGCCGUGGUAUUCACAACAGCUGAGUGGGCCCUGUUGGAUGAGAGCCAGCGCAUGCUGUACAGGGAGACCACACUGGAGACCUACCAGAACCUGGCCUCCCUGGGGGUCCCUGUCCUCAAGCCCCAUGUUGUAACCUGCCUGGAGCAUGGAGAGGAGCCUGUGGUGGUUGCUGCCCAGGGCCCUGGCGAUGUGGAAACCUCGGCAGGCACCUGCACAGGUGACCCCUGUCUCCCCAUCCCAGGGACUGCCUCAUGUCUGGAUUCUUCAUUACCUCCCAGUGGUGAUGGAUGCCCCAGAAGGUGGGACAUGGACCCCAAGGGCAGCCUGGGGAAGCACUGGCCCUGCGCCAUCCCCAGUCGUGUGCUAGCACAGACUGUUGCUGUGACUCCUAGUGCCAUGCCAGAGAUCCCCCACGGCAGAGCUGCUGCCCCCAGGCCCCUGGGGCACCUGCCCCCCAGACUGGUGCCCUUGCCCUGCCUUCAGGCUGAGGGCAAAGGGCAUGGGGGGCCAGUGCACCCCCAAACCUGCCAGCCUUGGGGGCUUAACAAGUGGCCUGUGCCUGUUGGGCUGGAGCUAGGCCUGACCCAGACCACAGCCCCCUCUGCUAGCCUGAGGCAGAGGCGCCUGGGGAAGCUGCUCUGGACCAAGCCACAUCUGUCACUGUCCAGCCCAGGUUCUACCCCCUAGCGGCCAGGGGCUGUCCUGGGGGAGGGAUCUGGGCCCAUAUGCACAGCCUAGGACAGGGGGGUGAUAAGCUCUCUGGGCAGGAAACUUACGUGGCAGGGGAGGGGUCUCCAGGUGGGGAAGGCCUAUGGACCCCACAGGGAUGGCAGACCCCAGUCAGAUAAGGGGGUUUGGGGGGGGGGGGAAGAGUCUCCUUGACCAUCACUGUCUUGCCCACAUCCCCCUGCUGCACCCUGGGGACCCCUCCCACCCUGGAAGGCAGGCACUGGGGAAGGCUAUGCUGCUAUCCACCCCCCACCCAGCACCAGCCUAAGCCAUGUAGAGCCAAGACCCAUGGGGCUCUGGCUCCUGCCUCCCACCCAGGGCUGAGCCUCUGCCCCAGUUCAUGACAGGCCCCCUCAGAUGCCCUCCAGCAGGUCCCUGGUGCUUCCUCUGGGGUCUGAAAGCAGAGGGGGUUGGGGUGACCGGGAGGCCUGCCCUCUCCCUCCCCCUGAACCAGCCUCCCCAGGGAGGAGGGGGGUCUGGCAGGGGCAGGAGAUGCUAGAGCCUCCCUGAUCCUGGGAGCAUGGGGGGAAGCUGAACAAGGGUGAGUUGGGGGCUCUGGCACAGAUGGGGAAACUCUGGCAUGGGGCUCACCCAGGCUGGGACAGAGCUAGCCUGGGGCUUGGGCCAAGGCUCCCUUCACGCUAGCUCCAGGCAGACAAGGGGGUCAGGGAAGAGCAGGGGUCAGACGGCCUUACAUCUCCCUGCUUUAGGCUGGAAGGUGCAAUCCUCCCCAACCUUUGGCCUGCUGAGCCCCAGCCCCCAGAUUGGGGGGGUGGGGAAAAUCACAGGCUGGGACACAGCUCCCCAGAUGGGGAGGGAGGUCUCACCCCAUGUCUCCCUGCACUGACCCCCGCUCCCAUGGUUUAACCCCAUGAGUGCCAGGACACUGUGAGCACCCCCCCCUCCGCCCCCAGCACCCAUGGACGUCAGAGGCCCAGAGUCCCCUCUGCCCUUGAACUAAUCCCCCCUCCCAGCCCAGCCUGGAUUAACACCCAUAAGACCCGCUGUUCUCUGUCAGCCGCGGACACGACUCGCUUCUGCAGGGCCCAGGAUCAGCCGCGGGCCCCUGGGGCGGGGGUGGGCCCCAGGGGCCCCCCGGGCCCCAGGGUCUGGUUACAGGCUGCCCUUGCUCCAGGGACCCUAUGGCUCCCCCGGGUGCUCCAACCCAUCACCCACAAGCCUGGCACAUACAGGGGUACCCACGUCGCCCUGCCAGGGACCAGGACCCCCCACCUUCCUACCCCAGCUUCUUUCCCCUGCCCUGUCCCGGCCAGCGCCCGGCGGCGGGGGGGGGGGGGUAGAAGGGAAGAGGAAGCCAGGCGGAGGCAGCGGCGAACAAGACAUUUAUUGAGCCUUGCGUACAAGAGCUGGAAAAAUAGAUCCUCUGUUAAUAAAAAGGUGCAAGUUCAAA